Haliotis rufescens (red abalone) is the source of this 1083-nucleotide messenger RNA. Its product is annotated as acetylcholine receptor subunit beta-type acr-2-like. The record is from RefSeq and is a predicted model, not a curated record. The transcript has a single exon. Gene Ontology annotation, cellular component: neuron projection; membrane; synapse. Bases 1 to 1083 code for a protein of 360 amino acids. Gene Ontology annotation, molecular function: transmembrane signaling receptor activity; neurotransmitter receptor activity; extracellular ligand-gated monoatomic ion channel activity. Gene Ontology annotation, biological process: nervous system process; monoatomic ion transmembrane transport; regulation of membrane potential. Lineage: Eukaryota; Metazoa; Mollusca; Gastropoda; Lepetellida; Haliotidae.
AUGGACAUUCCGCCAUAUUCUUCAAAGAGAUCAGAUGAUAUCAGUGUGGACGUACACUUCUUCCUAAUAUACAUCAAGGAUUUGGACGUCACCAAUCAAGUCCUCACUGUAUUUGGGACGCUGCUUCUGAAAUGGUACGAUCCGCUUCUUACAUGGAACAGUUCAUCACCUGAGAAUCCUACUCAUCUCCAAUUAAAGUCAAGUGAAAUAUGGACACCGACAUUACAGUUUUCCAAUAAUGCUGGCUCCCCACCAGAUUUCAAGAAUGCCUACAUAUACACGAAGGGGACUGGUGAUGUUUUAAUGUCUCUCAGUGACCUGUUCCACACUCAAUGCUACAUCGAUGUCACACGUUAUCCAUUCGACCAGCAACAAUGUAACAUCAUCCUUAAUGCAGUGGCAGGCUACAGUUUCCAAAGCAGCACUGUUUAUUCCCACGCUUUUGAAAGGGUCACAGGGAAGAGUGUUGAGUGGAAGGUAAAUAAUAUUUCUUCAUAUAUUGACACAAUUCCUGAACACUUUGGAUUGCUAAACGUUGUUAAAAUCAAGUUUAUACUGUCACGUGAGUACACGUUUUAUCUUCUGACUGUCAUCACACCCGUGUCUCUGUUGUCCCUGAUGAAUGCCUGUGCCUUCCUUCUGCCUGCCGAGUCUGGAGAGAAGAUCUCCUACCUCAUCUCAAUCCUUGUCACGUACGCUGUGUUCCUUAAUUUCAUCAAUGAAGUGUUGCCCAAGUCAGGAAUUCCGUCUCGCCUCGCCAUUUAUCUGAUAUUGGUGUUCUGCCAAAGCUGUGCCGCCAUCCUGACUACCCUUGGCCUCCUCAACAUGUAUCAUGAAGCAGACGACAAGAAUCUGUCCAUCACUGGGUCGACACCUGUUGGAACAAUGUCUACAAGGGAUGGUGGAUCACGUCUUGAAAUUCAGGGCUCCAACGGCGCAAAGGUGUCUCCGACAGAAUCGGACGACAACGUGACCAAAGUCCCGAAGAUAAGAGGGAAGAGAUGGAUCAAAUCACUUGAGAGAAAACUGUUUUUGGUGUUCCUGGCAUUUGCUCUGUUGUCGUUCAUUCCUCUGUUUGUGUGA